This is a messenger RNA of Nelumbo nucifera (sacred lotus), 2464 nucleotides long. RefSeq names its product Sec14p-like phosphatidylinositol transfer family protein. NCBI's taxonomy places the organism in Eukaryota, Viridiplantae, Streptophyta, Magnoliopsida, Proteales, Nelumbonaceae. The record is from RefSeq and is a predicted model, not a curated record.
GCGGCCGUUGUACGCCACGCUCGCUCGCUCGCUCGCUCUCUCCUUUUUGAGAAUUGAGAGAGACCUGACCUCGUAACAAAAAAGCAACCAGCGAGCUACAUACACUUUAAAAACACUUCCUAAAUGUUGAACUGUUCACCGAUUGGGGGAAGAGGAGAGAUCGAUCUCUCCGUCGAGAUCUGAGAGAGACGAGCGUAAUUUUCCGUUUUGCAAUUCGUACUACUACCUUGAUCCUUCUUCGGUUUGAUCCAUUCCAAGAUAUCCGAGUGUUCGGAUUGAUUUCUAUGUGUAAAGGACACAAUGCCAGGAGGGCUUUCAGUUCAAGAAGAUGAAAGAGCAAGGAAAUCUGAUAUUGAGACCUCCGAGGAUGAGAGGAGAAGAACUCGGAUCGGAUCUCUCAAGAAGAAGGCAAUGCAUGCUUCGACCAGGUUUACUCAUACUCUUAGGAGGCGGGGAAGACGGGUAGGUGACUGCCGAUAUACUUCUGUUUCGAUAGAAGAUUUUCGAGAUGCAGAGGAGGAAGAAGCAGUAAAUGCAUUUCGCCGGGCCCUGCUCAAAAGAGAUCUGCUUCCGGUUCAUUAUGACGAUUAUCAUACCAUGCUUAGAUUUUUGAAGGCAAGAAAGUUUGAUAUUGAAAAAACUGUCCAUAUGUGGGCAGAAAUGCUCAAGUGGAGAAGAGAGUGGGGUGUUGAUUCUAUUGUACAGGACUUCAUAUUUCAUGAGUUUGAAGAAGUUCAAUGUUAUUAUCCUCAUGGCUACCAUGGAGUGGACAAAGAGGGAAGACCUGUUUAUAUUGAAAGACUUGGAAAAGUUGAACCUAGUAAGCUUAUGAGUGUAACAACUGUGGACCGGUUUCUAAAGUACCAUGUUCAGGGGUUUGAGAAGGCCUUUCUUGAGAAAUUUCCAGCAUGUUCUAUUGCGGCUAAGAGGCAUAUCGACUCUUCAACAACGAUAUUGGAUGUGCAAGGAGUGAACUGGAUGAGUUUUGGCAAGGUUGCACAUGAUCUUGUCAUGCGCAUGCAGAAAAUUGAUGGUGACAACUAUCCUGAGACAUUGCAUCAAAUGUUCAUUGUUAAUGCUGGUAGUGGGUUCAAGUUACUAUGGAAUACUGUAAAAAGUUUUCUUGAUCCAAGGACUACUGCAAAAAUACAUGUUCUAGGAAAUAAAUACCAGAAUAAGCUGCUAGAAGUCAUAGAUUCCAGCCAAUUGCCAAAUUUUCUAGGUGGCUCUUGUGCAUGCCCAAAUGAAGGAGGGUGCCUUCGAUCUGAUAAAGGACCAUGGAAUGAUCCAGAAAUAAUGAAACUGUUACAUACUGGAGAAGCAGCAUACUUGACAAAAUCUACUGAUGUUUCUGAUGAAGACAAUAUGCUAAUCAAAAUUCAUGCCUCUAAGGCUGUAGGAAAUGAAAUAUCAGCUGCAGAGUCAGGCUCAGACAUUGAAGACUUCCGCUCUUCAACUGGGAGAAGGAAUUCUGGAUUCACACAAUUAAUUCCUCUUCAUGAAGAAGAAAGAAGGGAUAAUUCUGGGCCUCCCCAAAGCCAAGAUGAAUCAAUUAGUGUUGGCACUGCAGUUCAGGUUGUUGGUCCAACAGAUGAUUCAGUUGAUAAUCUUACUGAAAGAACGCUGCCAAAGUUAUUUUUCCCUCAUAUAAAAAGCUUAGCCACUUCAUUUGUAGUUAAGCUAUUGGCAGCUCUAGGCAUUUUUCUCAGUAGUUUGCGGAGAAUGGCUGCAAUGCAUCAUGUAGAUGAACAGUUGGAUAUCCAGUUUGAUCAAGAGGUGCUUGGUUCAAGUUCUCAAGAUGAGCACACUUCUCCAGCUGCAGGAGAGGGUCUCAUUUAUCCAUGUUUGCAAAGGCUUCAAAGGUUAGAAGCAUUGGUAACCGAGCUGACCAAUAAACCUGUUACAAUUCCUCCAGAGAAGGACGUCAUACUAAUAGAAUCGUUGAACCGUAUUAAAUCGAUAGAACAUGACUUACAGAAGACUAAAAAAGCACUGCAUGCAACAGCAUCAAAACAAGUGGAGCUUGCAGAAUCUUUGGAGAAUUUGAAGGAACCCCGUCUAAAUAAGAGAAACUCUUGCUGGUCAGGAGAUUGCAAGUCUCUUCCGCCUGGUAGCUGAAUAUAUUGUUUGGAAAGAUUGGAUGCCGAAGUUGUUGGCUGAGCUUCCUUCUUUACCUAGAGUAUCCAGAAUGCAUACAACGGCCACAAAGAGAUAAGGAUCUCUUUGAACAGUUCCCGGUCACUAAAUCAAGGUUUGAUAAUGGGAAGGUGCACACCUAUUAACACAGCCCCAAAUGGAAAUGCACUAUGUAUCCUUUAAAAGUGUUAAGAGGAAUAGGCAUCAUAAUGUCAUAUAUUUAUGCAACAUUGCCUUUGCAUCAAUGUUCUUAUGGUUAUUUCUUCUUCUUUUUGCAAUGUUCAUAUGUCAUACUUCAUUUGUAUUCAAUGAUAAUAUAGAACAUAUG